GCGACAGAUCCCAUCUCAAAACAAUCAGUUUACACCACCGGUCUGCACAAUGACCGACAAACUCCCGCCCCCUCUUCUCGCACUGUUCGCUCCGCGACCACCCCUGCGAUACCUUCCUCCUACCGAUGUCGCUCCCGAGAAGCGCUCGACGGCGCAGAUUUCCGGCGUCGCAAAGUUCCUCGAUAUUUUGAAUACUCCGGAUCCUUCCUAUGUGCCGACGGAAAGCCAGACUGAGGCGAUCGAGCGGCGGCAGAAGGAAAAGAAGGAGGAGCACGAAAAACGGCUGAAAGAGGCUCUGGAGAAGUGGAAUCCUAAGGAAGAUCCGCUUGUGAAGGGAGAUCCGUUCCAGACUUUGUUCAUUGCGCGACUUGGAUAUGACGUUACCGAGAAAGAUCUCGAUGACGAGCUGAGCAAGUUCGGACGAGUAGAGAGGAUUCGCAUCGUCCGUAAUAAAGAAUCAAGCAACUCCCGUGGCUACGCAUUCGCCGUGUUUGCUCGCGAGCAGGAUAUGAGAGCUGCCUACAAAGAAUUGAACGGUACACGCAUCAAGGGUAGACGUGUUCUAGUUGAUGUCGAACGUGCGCGAACAGUCAAGAACUGGAAACCCAGGAGACUCGGCGGUGGACUCGGUGGUCGUCACUACACGAAAGCCGCGCUGCUGCGACCUGCUACCCGUGAUUCGCGGGACCGAGAGAGAGAACGAGAUGGGUUCAGGGGUGGAUAUCGUGGCGGAAGAGAUAAUGGACACGAGCAUCGCAGCGGGGCAAACGAGUACCCCACGGGUCCGAGGAGCGAUAGAUUCAGAAACAGAGAUAGAGACAGAGACGGUCGUGGUGACAGAGGAGGCCGCGGAGAGCGAUCAUUUCGCGACGAUCGUGGGGACCGGGAUAGGUAUCGUGAUCACCAUCGCGAGGAUAGGCAUGAUCGAUAUGGGUCUGAUCGUCGCGACAGCCAUCGCGACCGCGACGAUCGCCGAGGAGAUCGCAGGGGAGGCGAUGUGGACGACAGUGACCGGUACAAGCGAAUGAGGUACACAUAGUGUGCUCAUUGACUGUACGUGUAACAUUACAAUGGAUGUAGGUUUCUCUAUGUGUAUAUUAAUCUAUUCUGACAAUUCAAUAUACAUAACAUGACAUG
This is a messenger RNA of Myxozyma melibiosi, 1137 nucleotides long. Its product is annotated as U1 small nuclear ribonucleoprotein of 70kDa MW N terminal-domain-containing protein. The record is from RefSeq and is a predicted model, not a curated record. Gene Ontology annotation, molecular function: mRNA binding; U1 snRNA binding. Bases 50 to 1039 code for a protein of 329 amino acids. The transcript has 4 exons. Gene Ontology annotation, cellular component: U2-type prespliceosome; precatalytic spliceosome; U1 snRNP. Lineage: Eukaryota; Fungi; Ascomycota; Lipomycetes; Lipomycetales; Lipomycetaceae. Gene Ontology annotation, biological process: mRNA splicing, via spliceosome.